CGCGGUGACAGGCCAUUGUUACGAAUGCAAAAUGAAAUGCGUAAAUCAGAGCAACAACAACAUCCACAACACGGGACACCGGCAGUCGCUGCGUGCGUGGAGAUUAACUUGGACUUAAGCCGCAGAAGACACCAAAAAGAUAAUGAACAAUGUCAUCAAGAAGGCCAGAGAAAAAGGGAAGUGGAAGGUGCUGGUGGUGGACAAGCUGAGCAUGAGGAUGAUUUCCUCCUGCUGUAAGAUGACGGACAUCAUGUCAGAGGGAAUCACCAUUGUAGAAGACAUACACAAGCGGCGUGAGCCUCUACCCAGCAUGGAGGCCAUCUACCUGAUCACACCCUCCGAUGAGUCUGUCGAGGGUCUGAUCGACGACUUCAGAGACCCGCAGUCUCCGAGGUACCGAGCAGCUCACGUCUUCUUCACUGACACUGUCCCAGACUCCUUGUUCGGACUUUUGACUAAGUCCCGCGCCUCCAAGGCCAUGAAGGCCUUGACGGAGAUCCAUAUCGCCUUUCUGCCCUAUGAAUCACAGGUCUUCUCCCUGGACAAAGUGGAUGCCUUCCAGGACUUCUACAGCCCCUUCAAGGCCGACGUGAAGAACAACAUGCUGGAGCGCUGCGCCGAGCAGAUAGCGACCCUCUGUGCCACGCUCAAGGAGUAUCCUGGAAUCCGAUACAGAGGGGAGUACAAAGACUGUGGAGUUCUGGCCCAGAUGCUCCAGGAGAAGCUGGACGCCUACAAGGCCGAUGACCCCUCCAUGGGAGAGGGUCCGGACAAGUCUCGCACUCAGCUGCUCAUCCUGGAUCGCGGCUUCGACCCCGUGUCACCUCUCCUGCACGAGCUCACGCUGCAGGCCAUGGCCUACGACCUGCUCGGCAUGGAGAACGAUGUGUACAGCUUCGAGACCAGCGGGAUGGGAGAGACGAGGCUGAAGGAGGUGCUGCUCGACGAGGACGAUGAUCUGUGGCAGAGUCUGAGGCACAAACACAUUGCGGAGGUGUCAACGGCCGUGACGCGCUCUCUAAAAGACUUCUCCGCCAGCAAAAAGAUGAACACCGGAGAAAAGACCACCAUGAAGGAACUGGCUCAGAUGCUGAAGAAGAUGCCCCAGUAUCAGAAGGAGCUGAGCAAGUUUUCGACACACCUCCACCUGGCUGAGGACUGUAUGAACCGCUACCAGGGCACUGUGGACAAGCUCUGCCGCGUCGAACAGGACCUGGCAAUGGCCACGGAUGCCGAGGGAGAGAAGAUCAAGGAUCCCAUGAGGCUUAUUGUACCGAUUCUCCUGGACGCCAGCGUCGGUGUCUCCGACAAGAUCCGCAUCAUCCUGCUCUACAUCUUCCUGAAGAACGGGGUGACUGAGGAGAACCUGUGUAAGCUCCUUCAGCAUGCCAGCAUCCCGCCGGAGGACAGCGACAUCAUUUCCAACAUGGCCCACAUGGGCGUUCCCAUUAUAUCUGAGGGCACCGUCAAGAAACCCAAGAAGCCGGAUCGCAAAGAGCGAAUCAGUGAGCAGACCUACCAGCUCUCCAGGUGGACUCCUCUUGUCAAGGACCUCAUUGAGGAUGCCAUCGAGGACAAACUUGAUCCCAAGCAGUACCCGUACAUUUCCCAGCGACAAGCGUCGGCCAAAGCCAGUGCUACGUCAACAUCAAGUGCUCGCUAUGGCAACUGGCACAAGAACAGGGGCCCCACAGAGAUCAAGACGGGGCCCAGGAUCAUCAUCUUCAUUAUCGGGGGGAUGUCUUACAGUGAGAUACGCUGCGUGUAUGAGGUCACCCAGGCCAAUGGCAAGUGGGAGGCGCUGAUCGGUUCCACCCACAUUCUCACCCCACCUAAGUACCUGAAGGAGCUGCAGCACCCAGACUUCCUGGACCCCAAUGCCCCACCAGAGGGCGAGGAGGAGACGCGUGCAGAAUGAAAAGACGUUUUGAAGAUCGACUGGACCCUUCACCCCUGCUCGCCUUCUGAAACCCCUCAACGACGUAGAGAAAGAUGUGCAGACGAGUUAGUAGUGCCCCCUCUGCAGCUCUCAUACAGAAGUAACACCCCCCCCAACAUGACACAUCAUUGAAGAUACACUUGAUGUCGUACACGUCUUAGGUUGAGCGUGUGGACGUUGGUCAAAGGUUUUUUUGGAAGGAACUGAAUUUGUAUUCCGUAUGGUCCAUUGUUACACUGUGGGGUUUCCGCGUUAAGUGACGUAGGUGGAUGAGUUUACAGUAGAUGACUGGAUGAGGUCUGGGGUCGUUGGGCUACAUAGGAAGAACUGAAAGUCCAGAGUGAUGAAUAUAUGUCAUGGAGACUCAUUAUGUCUCUGCAUUCUCUUCUGCUAUAAUCCCCCCCCCCCCAUCCAGUGAACGGUGUCCUUCUUUUAUUUUGGCAUGUCAGUUUUGAUGUUAGUGCUUUCCACAGAGUAGCAACCAUACAAGGUUCUUCCAAUAUCCCCAUUCACAGCGACGUGUCCGACCUCGGUGAACGCCACUGUACUCCGAGGUUAUGUGUAGCUGUAGAUUAAGAAACGUGAAUACACAGUGUAGUUUUUGUGCGUCGUCUCGAUACUCGGCAGUGUUUAUGACUUUGUAUUUUUUCUUUGGUCCUGUAGAGAUACAGUUUCAUUGUGCGACCCCGCGUUGGACCGCGGUUACCGUAGUGACGUGAUUUUUCUGUAACUGACCUCGUGUGCAGCGAGACGUCAGUGUCGUCACGCGUCCGCGUCUUGUGUCCACAUGCACGAACGAUACUCGUCGCGGGAUGUGUGUUGAAUUAAUAAAGUGGCUUCCAUUAA
This is a messenger RNA of Scophthalmus maximus (turbot), 2785 nucleotides long. It is a transcript of the gene stxbp1b, whose product is annotated as syntaxin binding protein 1b. Gene Ontology annotation, cellular component: plasma membrane; secretory granule. NCBI's taxonomy places the organism in Eukaryota, Metazoa, Chordata, Actinopteri, Pleuronectiformes, Scophthalmidae. Gene Ontology annotation, molecular function: syntaxin binding. The record is from RefSeq and is a predicted model, not a curated record. The transcript has 20 exons. Gene Ontology annotation, biological process: vesicle-mediated transport; intracellular protein transport; neurotransmitter secretion. Bases 143 to 1918 code for a protein of 591 amino acids.